Molecule: messenger RNA, 2392 nt
Organism: Orcinus orca (killer whale)
Lineage: Eukaryota; Metazoa; Chordata; Mammalia; Artiodactyla; Delphinidae
Gene: FAM180A
Product: family with sequence similarity 180 member A
Exons: 3
Coding region: 222-743 (173 amino acids)
Source: RefSeq, a predicted model, not a curated record
CCCAGAGAGAGUAGGAUUAACAGAGGUCCCGCUCCUGUCCUCCCCAGGAGGCAGCCCUUGCCUCUACCCUUCUGAGGCAGGAGAGGGCACCUCUGCAGGUCUGAAAAAGAAGGGGAGGUAAGAACGAUAUCGUCACACUGGGAGGACCAGUACGGGCAUACCUGUAGCUCCUGGGGUCCCACUGGGUCUGAGGGCGACUUUUCACCUUUUCGGAGGAAAAGAUGUGUUGGAAGACGUUGCUGCUUCUGCUGUUGUAUUAUGACGCUCAGGCCACUCUGUCGCACAGGUGGAGCAGGGCCGUGCUCUUCCCUGCCGCCCACCGGCCAAAGAGAUCCUCGUCGGUGCCCUUGAACCCCGUCCUGCAGAGCUCCCUGGAGGAAGUAGAGCUGCUCUAUGAGUUCCUUCUGGCUGAACUUGAGAUCAGCCCUGACCUGAAGAUCUCCAUCAAGGACGAGGAGCUCUCCUCCUUGCGGAAGGCCUCGGACUUCCGCGCCAUCUGCAAUGAUGUGAUCCCCAAGAGCAUCCCAGACAUCCGGCGGCUGAGCGCCAGCCUCUCCAACCACCCAGGCACCCUCAAGAAAGAGGACUUCGAAAGGACAGCGCUGACCCUGGCCUACACAGCCUACCGCACAGCCUCGUCCCAAGGGCAUCAGAAGGAUAUCUGGGCCCAGUCCCUCCUUAGCCUUUUCCAUGCCUUGAGGCAUGACUUAAUGCGGUCCUCAUGUCCCAGAGCAUCUCCCUGAGAGACUGGCUGGCACCAGGACCGGGGAGCAGGGACCAGCACACAGUAAUCCAGAAAUUCUUCAUUCUCUACUCCAUUUACAGAGACCAGCCACAAAACACAUACUACCAACUCAGAGCAGCAAAGAUAAAACAAGAAACACCGAUGCUCUUUGCCCCUUGUAACUUCUUGACAAGCAUAAGAUUGUGAUUCCUAUCAUAAUGUGACCUGGGCUGGAAAAAAGGGCUGGAAUGGUAAUUCAAGAUGCCUCCAGAGGCUGAAUGUUUUGCCUGGUGAAUUGCAGGAGUCUAAGAUAUGCUUUAACAUUGAGUGACUGUAACACAAACACCCAAGAGUGAGGACAGAGCCAGGAGAGACAUAACAGAAGUCUGGGCAUGGCGGGAAAGUGGGGGACAGAUUUCUUUGGUCCUAAGAGAUCACGGUGCUGGAUUGAAUGAACACCUUUCCAAAGUUCUGUAGUAAGAUAUAAAGAAACUAGAGCUAUAGCCAAAUAAAUACAUUGUUAACCAAGGAUAUACUUCUCAACUUUUCCAAAAGUCCCCAAAAAGAAUCAGUCAGAAAAUCAGUUAUGACCUAUAUAUCUAGACUCUUCUUUCCUGAAGCCUCGUCUAAUGUAGAGGACAAACAUGAAGGGGGCCAACAGAAAUGCUACUGUCAUGCCUUGCCUUUUGAACAGAGAAACCAAGCUAAUGCAGAGAGGGUCAUCCUAACAAAAGAGGUGGCACCAGUGCCACGGCCUGCCUAUCCUAAUGCUAAAAUUAUUGAGCAUUAUCAGAGAAUUAAGUGCUCCAAACAAAAAUGAUUUUCAGAUGACAGAAUUUUACCCUUUCAAACGCCAAAACUUUCAUUUUAGCAAUAUUGACUGGAUAUAUAUGAAAGCCAGUAAGGUUGAAUUUAGUAUAUUGGAAACAUUCUAAUGAAGGAGUUAGAUGAGAUCAUCUCUAAGAUUCCUCUACUUCUGAAAUGUUCACAAGCAUUUAACUAACUGUGAGAUAUUACAGGGAGGACACCUGGACCUGAGAUGUCUCUGCUGGACUGUUUGUAUCAACCCUGAAAGGUCCCAGGCUUUCUUUCUUUUUUUUUUCUUUUUGCGGUACGCAGGUCUCUCACCGCUGUGGCCUCUCCCGCUGCGGAGCACAGGCUCCGGACGCGCAGGCUCAGUGGCCAUGGCUCACGGGCCCAGCCGCCCCGCGGCACGUGGGAUCCUCCCGGACCGGGGCACAAACCCGUGUCCACUGCAUCGGCAGGCAGACUCUCAACCACUGCGCCACCAGGGAAGCCCAGUCCCAGGCUUUCUUAACUCUGAAUCUGGUGUGAGUUUUUCUGUUGCCUUCCUCACUGUCAGGCGAUAAAAGUAGCAUUUUCUUUGCUACCAACAUAACUCGCCCUUUGCAAUUUGUUCUUUCUUACUGGGCAUCGCCUGAAAAAUAAGAUAGCAAGUCUUGUUAUAAUUCCACAUUAAAUAAGAGUUAAUAGAUGAAGGUCCCUGCUAGGAGUAAAGCACCUGGGUCCUAAUAAAGAUUCCUCACCAGCUCAGAGAUCUUUCCAGCUUCUCCGAGGUUUACAGCUGGGUUCUGGAGGCUAAAGCUGCAGGAAGUCUGAUCUUUGAAUAAACAAGGAUUCACUGGGCUAAAUUUUUUAUUCUGAAAU